Messenger RNA from Prorocentrum cordatum, 3951 nucleotides. The record is from the annotation of a GenBank genome assembly. NCBI's taxonomy places the organism in Eukaryota, Dinophyceae, Prorocentrales, Prorocentraceae.
AUGAGGACCGACGUGCCGAUGGCUAUUGUGCCUUGUUUGCUGCGGCUUUUCCCGCGGCACCGCUGGACCGGGGCCGACGUGGUCACCCGGGACUGCGCCUUGGCCGCCCUCCUUCACAGCUUGUUGAUGGAUGCCGUGCCACUCUGGGCGGACGGAGUGGACCCUGCGGCGAUAGAGAAUGGAACGGCCCGGCUUCCUGCAGACGACAGCGACGACGAAGGCGAGGGCGAGGGCGGGGGAGGUGCCGCUGCUGCUUUGGAGGACGAAUGCUUCGAUUCUGAUGCCAGCUCUCCGGAUUUGGAUUCGUCCGCCGCUGCGGACCACGCCUUGGUUGCGCAGGCUGCCGGCGCCAUGGCGUCGGACAACUCUGUCGACUGGGCCGCAUUCAACGCGAGGAUGCGCGGCAACGCGUCCAAUUGGGCGGCGCGCCAUCCCAGAGCAGCAUUGAUGAUCAUGUUCCGCUCCAUUAGCCUCACUUCCCAGGCGCUGCACGCAUUCCUUUUCAUGGCCGGGCAAGGGUGGGAAACGACAGCCGAUCUACAUGUCCACCAGGGUGUGGCCCCUCGGCCGUACCGCCUCGCUGAAGCUCACGAUCGCCGUGAUGAGCUGCGCUUGGCUGCCGGCGUGCUGCGGUCGCUGACUGACCCUAUAUACUGGCACAAACGCUUGCACCGCAGCGAGAAAACCUUCUACAACAGAUCCCUCGCAUUUCGACUCUUCUCGCGCCAGGUUGCGUCCGUGUUCAUCUACCUCGAGUUACCUCGGAGGGGGUUUCCGUUCGUUCUCUUCUCCAUGCUGUCCAAGUCGGAUCGGGUGGCCGCGGCGCGCAGGAUCUUGUCCAUGCCGCAGUGCUGCCGGGACGACUUCUCCCACGACGUGCUUUUUGCAUGGAGCACCCCUGAGCAGCUUGCCAGCGAUGAGGCCGUUGCUGUGCUCCAGUCAAUCGCGGAGGUAACCCGGACAGAAACCAGCGCCAUCGAGACUGGACACGCGUAUGUGUUGCGCCAGAGUUCCACCAGAGGCUUGCACUGCAAGGCUGAGGACUUCAUCCACGCUUCGGCGGCGUUCACGUUGUGCAAGGCCAGGACGUUCGAGAUGAAACCAGGCCUCCAGUCUGCCGCCAAGCGCCCUGCCAAGCUUGGCCGCCGCAGUCGCCGAGGCGGGGCGAAGGGCCCAGAGGUUGUCAAGAGAAGGCGAAAGCUCGUGCGGGGGCAGGAGCCGCAACGCGGGCGCGGCGGCGGCAUGUGGAAAACCUUUGUUCACGAGGCAACGUGCGACGGGAAGAGGAAGGGACAUUUUGGCGGAAGUGUCUUCGCCGGCUUGUCCUUGGCCUACCACGCCCUCUCCCCAGAGGAAAAGCAGGCUUUGCAGGUGCGGGGCGACGCUUUCUGCGAGGAGCACGCUUUGACGCCUAGCGGGAACGUGUACGCCCGCGCUGCGCCUGCCGCUGCCAGCGUCCGCCAAGCCCUUGAGUUCUUGGAGGCCCGCGGCGCUGCCGCUGCGGCGGCGCCGGCUGCGGGGGCCCACGAGGCUCCCGGCGCUGGCGCCGUGGUUCCAGCCGGGGGGCACGUCGCGGGCAACGGGGCCCUCGCGUUCUUCGCACCGCCGCCAUGGCGCAAGGUGCUCGCCAAGUUAACAGGCCAGGCCCGUCAGGCUUCCCGGAGAAUGCGCGCCGCGCGCGCAGACCAACUGGAAGCUUUGCAAGAGUGGGCUAAGCAACAAGUCUCAGAGUUUCCCGUGCAUGGCCAACUACCUGCUCAGCGCCCCCUCCCUUUGCGGCCGCUGCCAGCCGCAACGCCACUCUUCGAGUUCAACGCACCGGCCAUCCCGUUGGCGAAGGCGGUUCUCAGCGAGGCGGGCCAGCCUGGAAAUCGCAGCGGUAACCCAAACAAAGACAAGUACCACAAAACCCUCGGCGACCAGUGGGCUCGACAGCAUUUGAUGUACCGCCACAGGGACUGCACGCCGUUGGGCCGCGUUCCCAGCAGCCGUUUGACAUUGUCAUUGUGUCGCCACGCUGGCAGGUGCCUUUGCGGGGAAACUGAUUUCUCAGAGCGCUUCGUGGCCGCUUUGGUGGAGGAGCUUCGGCCUUUCUUCGCCAAGGGCCACGCUUUGAAGAAGUUGCUCGAAAACGCAGAGGGCGUGGUGCAGCGUCGGCGGAUUUCUUGCCGCGGGCUGGCCGACGGCUGGUUCCACCUCGCCUUCGUGAACCAGAAGUCUUGGGCCAUCGGCACGCUCCGCUUGGAGGAGGACGACAGGCCAGAGAUCCGGGCCGUCGCCGAGGCUUUGGGCCACGUGGCGCUUGUCGCUUGCAAGGACUUGGCGUCCGACACCGAGUGGGAUGACCCCGAGCUCGACUUGGACGACCCCGCCGUCUGGGAUUUCCUCGGCGUCGCCAGCGCCUAUUGCGCAUUCAGAUCUUACGAUUUCAAGAAGCGAUAUUCCUUCUCUCUGCACCACAUAGUGAGUUCGGAGGCCCGCCAGGUUGGCAAUUUUCGCCCGGCGGACGUGGAGGUUCGCCGCCUGACGCAGGCCUUGGCCCAGCCGCAGAUCCUGAAGGCCAUGCGCCGCCACCUCUCCACGACGAUGCUGGCCCUGCCGGGGGCCAAGCAGUCGUGGGCGCGGGCGGAGACGAAGAUGCCCCAGAGGCGGCCGCCCCAGCUCUGGCAGUUCCACCAGUUCCAGCCGCGGCUGCACCCCGUGGCAAGCGUGGCGCUCGGCAUCCACAUCGCAGCCGAGAGCGUGGGGAUGGCCGAUAUGAAAACAGCGAGCUACGAGUUCCUCCGUGCAACCCAAUACUCGGACAAGGUCAUGGGCUGCUACUGGAAUACCAUGGGCGAUAUGGCUUCGUCCCGCCCAUGUCGCCGCCACCCCAAUGCGCAUUCUUGCAGCCUGCCGCCGCCGCUCCACGUGGACAUGUUCGUGUGUUGCACACCCUGCCAGCCUUUCACGCGGGUCAGGUCGACCAGUCGAUGCACGGACCAUAAUUUGUUCGGCUCGACUUUCGCCGAGGACGACUCGGUGCUGGCAGUGGCCCGGGCGAUCUUGCCGAAGUGCUUAAUUCUGGAACAGGUUGAAGGUUUCCACUCGCAGUUCCAAGACCUGGCCCGCACGCCCCUGCAGAAUUUUCUCGGCGAGAUGCUGAAUGUGAAGCGGCGCUGUGGCACCACCCAUUUCAGCGGCCACUGCGUGUUGAGGUUGAACAGCAAACCGUGGAUCACGUGCAGCCGCCCCCGGUUGUACGUCGUCCUGGCAGUCGAGGAGCUGGGGGGACAGCGAGCUUGCGACGCCAUCUCAUCGAGGGUGCAGGGCCUCGUCGCCGACAGACAAAACGCGCCGCCGACGUGUGUCAUGUCGAUCCUCGAGGUCGACGCGGAGCGGCGCCGCCCGCAGGCCGCCCCGGCUGGUCCAGACGCGGCGCCGGACGACCCGAAGUGGAAGAAGAGAAGCAUGGAUGUCCGCAGUGGCAUCGGCAUGCCCCUCGACGCGGCGCCGUGGACAUCAACGCACAGAUUGGCGGGAGUGUCUCGGGCGCCCCGGCACCUCGAUGUCAUUGACGUGGCGUGGUGGACCCACAUGAAGUGCACGGGCGGCCGCAGCGAUGGCCAGUGCGCCCCUGGCCUUUUUGUUGAUUAUUCUCAGAACGUAGACCGCAAGCCCUGGACCAGCGACAUCGCGACCUUCUUGCAGAACUCCACGAUCUACAGCUUCAAACUGGAUGCCAAGUUGACCGAGCAGGACAAGGCGAAAAUCAUGGGCUUCCCGGAUGCGGUCGCCGGCAGCUUGGUGAAUGCUGUUUCGGCGUCCGCGGCGAGCAGCUUGAUCGGAGAAGGCGUCCACUUCGCAUGCGUGGGCGCCGUGAUAAUGGCCGCCUUUGUGAGCGAAGAGGCGGAGUGGUGGAUCGGCCCACGAUGCCUGCAGCCGGCUUUGAAACGUGCGCGGGCGGCGUAG